AUGGGCGGGGCCUGGAUGUCUCUGAUCACCUGUCUCUCUCUCUCGCAGGUCAUCUCGGCGCUCUCCAAGAUCUCGCAUCACAUCAUCGCCCAGAACAAAGGAAUCCGAUCCUUCCCAUCAGAAGACACAGCAGAAAAUGACGACGACGUGUACCGCAGUCUGGAGGAGCUCGCCGAUGAACAUGAUUUGGGGGAGAACGACACGUAUGACGUUCCGUGCGAGGAGGACGACAUUUACGAAGACAUCAUCAAAGUGGAAAAUCAGCAGCCGAUGAAGAUGGGAAUGACCGAAGAUGACAAGAGGAACUGCUGCCUGCUGGAGAUCCGCGACACCGAGGAGCGCUACUACCGCACGCUGGAGGAGAUCCGGCAGAAUUACAUGUUACCCCUGAAGCAGAUCCUGACCCCGACCGAGAUGGCCGUCAUCUUCAUCAACCUGGAGGAACUUAUAAAGGUUCAUCUCAACUUCCUGCGAACCAUUGAGCUGUCAAUGACGCCCGGCGGCAGCAUCGGCCAAGUCUUCCUGGACUAUAAAGAGAAGCUGCUGAUUUAUGGCGAGUACUGCAGCCAUAUUGAAUAUUCUCAGAAGACGCUCGACCAGUUGAUCGCCACCCGGGAUGAAGUCCGAUUAAAGAUUGAGGAAUGUUCCAUGAAGGUUCAGGACGGGAAGUUCAAGCUGCAGGAUCUGAUGGUGAUUCCCAUGCAGAGGGUCCUGAAGUAUCACCUGCUGCUAAAGGAGUUGCUGAGCCACACGGCGGACUGUCCGGAGCGAUUUAUCCUGAAGGAAGCGCUGGAGGCGAUGCAGGAUCUGGCCAUGUACAUUAAUGAAGUGAAGAGAGACAAGGAGACCCUGAAGAAGAUCAGCGACUUCCAGAACUCCAUCGAGAACCUGCAGGUGAAUCUGGAAGAAUUUGGGCGACCGAAGAUCGACGGCGAAUUAAAGGUCCGAUCGAUAGUAAACCAGGCGAAACAGGACAGAUACCUCUUCCUGUUUGAUAAAGUCGUCAUCGUCUGUAAGAGGAAAGGAGACAACUACGAGCUGAAGGAGAUGAUAGAACUGCUGUACCACAAGAUGUCCGACGACCCCACCUACAACAAGGACAUCAAGAAGUGGUCGUACGGAUUCUACUUAAUUCACCUCCAGGGGAAGCAGGGAUUCCAGUUCUUCUGCAAGACGGAGGACAUGAAGCGCAAAUGGAUGGAGCAGUUCGAAAUGGCGAUCUCUAACAUCAAACCGGACAAAGCGACGGCGAAUCACCACAACUUCCAGAUGUUCACGUUUGACAGGACCACCAGCUGUAAAGCCUGCAGGAUGUUCCUGAGGGGAACCUUCUACCAGGGAUAUUACUGCACCAAGUGCGGCAUCGGGGUCCAUAAGGAGUGCCUGGAGAAGAUCGCCCCCUGCAGGAUCGGCCCUGAUGAAAUGGAUUCGGUCAUCAAUGUCUCAGGGCCCAAGAUGUUGGCCGUCCAGAAUUACCACGGGAACCCGGCGCCUCCCGGGAAACCGGUGCUGACCUUCCAGACGGGAGAAGUGAUGGAGCUGCUGCGAGGGGACCCCGAUUCCCAGUGGUGGGAGGGACGGUUACUACUCACCAGGAAGUCCGGCUAUUUCCCCAGCUCCUCCGUCAAGCCCUGUCCUGUGCAGCCAGUGAACCGCUCGGAUUACAGCAGACACCCCUGGUUUGCCGGGAACGUGGAGCGUCCACAAGCGGAUAACCUCCUGAAGUCCCAUCUGAGCGGCACGUACCUCAUCCGCGAGCGACCCGCCGAGGCCGAGCGAUUCGCCAUCAGCAUCAAAUUCAAUGAUGAAGUAAAGCACAUAAAGGUGGUGGAGAAGGACGGCUGGAUCCACAUCACCGAGGCCAAGAAGUUUGAAAGUUUACUGGAGCUGGUGGAAUAUUACCAGACGCAUUCACUGAAGGAAAGCUUCAAGCAACUGGACACAACGUUGAAGUACCCCUACAAGCUGCAGAAGAGCCGCAGCGCCCCCAAGUCCCCAGUUUUCACGCCACGUCCUGUAGGAACCGCUGUCGCCAGGUACAACUUUGCAGCCAGAGACAUGAGGGAGCUGUCGCUGCGGGAAGGCGACGUGGUGAAGAUCUACAGCCGGAUCGGAGGGGAUCAGGGAUGGUGGAAAGGCGAGACCAACGGCAAAAUCGGCUGGUUCCCUUCCACCUACGUUGAGGAGGAGGGGGGGGUGCAGUGACUUCCACAGGAAAUCUUUGCUUUCUCCACACGGAUUUGUUUGCACAGAAGGGACACGGUUCCGAUCCCUCGCGGCGGCGGCGCUUGCGCCGGGGGAGGGGGUCUUCCUCGCUGGUAUUACUUGUAUAUAAGAUUUAUAGUUCUGAUGAGCGGCAAUGUACGAGGAGGGGGAGGGGGAGGGGGG
Bufo gargarizans (Asiatic toad) is the source of this 2388-nucleotide messenger RNA. RefSeq names its product guanine nucleotide exchange factor VAV2-like. Bases 1 to 2205 code for a protein of 734 amino acids. Gene Ontology annotation, biological process: regulation of GTPase activity; cell migration. Gene Ontology annotation, molecular function: protein binding; guanyl-nucleotide exchange factor activity. Gene Ontology annotation, cellular component: cytoplasm. The transcript is spliced from 25 exons. The record is from RefSeq and is a predicted model, not a curated record. NCBI's taxonomy places the organism in Eukaryota, Metazoa, Chordata, Amphibia, Anura, Bufonidae.